Molecule: messenger RNA, 830 nt
Organism: Peromyscus maniculatus bairdii (prairie deer mouse)
Lineage: Eukaryota; Metazoa; Chordata; Mammalia; Rodentia; Cricetidae
Source: RefSeq, a predicted model, not a curated record
UGAAGAAUUGUCUGGCAUGGACCUAGCCACCUUAGCCUGGAGGACUAACAACACAGGAGUGAAUGAAAGUUACUACAAUCCAAACUUAACCUGUAAGACCAUGUCCCAUACACUGAAUAUUCUAAUAGUCAUCAUUGCCCUGGUUGGGCUGGUUGGAAAUGCCACAGUGCUCUGGCUUCUGGGCUUCCACAUGCAUAGGAAUGCCUUCUCUGUCUACAUCCUCAACCUGGCUGGUGCUGACUUCCUCUUCCUCUGUUUUCAGACUGUAUAUUCCAUUAGCGAUAUUAUUCAUAACCACAACAUCCACAUUGGCCUUGAGAAGUAUUUGAGAAUUGUGUUUAAUUUUACUUACCUUUCAGGUCUGAGCAUGAUCAGUGCCAUUAGUGCUGAGCGCUGCCUCUCUGUUGUGUGGCCCAUCUGGUAUCGCUGUAGACGUCCAAGACAUACAUCAGCUGUCAUGUGUGCCCUGCUCUGGGCCUUGUCCCUGCUAUUGAGCCUCCUGGAAGGGAUGGCAUGUGGCUUACUUUAUGAUGGGUUUGGUUAUGGUUGGUGUGAGAAACUAGAUUUCAUCACCUUUGCUUGGUUAAUUGUUUUAGUUGUAAUACUCUCAGGGUCAACCCUGACUCUGUUAGUCAGAAUUUUCUGUGGCUCAAGACGGAUGCCAGUGACCAGGCUGUAUGUGACCAUUGCCUUCACAGUUUUGGUCUUCCUGCUCUUUGGCUUGUCUUAUGGGAUCUACUGGUUCUUCAUACUUUGGAUCUGGUGGCCUCUUGACAUUUUCCCUUGCGAUAUUUAUGCAAUUACAACUUUCCUGUCCUGUGUUAACAGCU